AACAUGGCAGAUUACAGAACAAGAAAUGGAAAAACAGAAGAGAUGCUGGAUUAUGAAAACCAGCAAAAAGUUAGUGGUUUAUCAUCCAAGAUUUCAAGACUAAAAGAGAUCACAGUAGACCUGAAUACUGAGGCUAAAGAAUCCAAUUCAUUUCUUGAUGGAAUGUCUGAUAAUUUUGGAAGCGCAACUGGUUUGUUAACAGGAAGUAUGAGCAGAAUGAGUCAUAUGGUGAAUUCUGGGAAGGGUAAUCGUAAAUUGAUGUGUUAUAUUAUCAUCGGACUGGUUACGCUGUUCUUUAUAUCAUAUUAUUUAAUAUCACGGGUAACAUCGGGAUGAGCUGUUAUUGUUACUAGCGUGGGAAAAUUGUUUGGUGUGUGCUUUGAAUGGAUGUAUGGAUGAGUUUUUAAGAGGAAAGUUAUGAUAGUAUGCACAUCUGCUGAGGAUACAAAAUUCAAAUUUGCAUAUUCUUGAAUGUAUUUAUUACCAGUGAUAUUAUACUGUAAUAACUGCAUACAAGAAGUUUAUUAAUGCACUAAAAGUCCAGUUGUGUCCUACUGUUUUUGAGCUUAAAUAUCUGUUCAGAUCUUAGGAUCUAACAUAUUAAAGAUUCAACAUAUUAAAGGAGUUGUUAGGAGGCUUUCUAAAUAAUGUAUAGGAGGGACAAUGAUACAUCAUUUAUCAGUCUGAAGUCUGUGGUUCUUGCAAUGCUAUUAAAAGUAAAACUAAAACUAUGCAAACUGGUGCAAAUCAAUGCCAUCAGUGUCCUGAUACCUCCCACAUUUAGAAGCACUUUAUUAGAACACAAACAAGGUAUUCUUAUUUUACCCAAGUACAAAAAAUGGACUACUCUUGUUCAUGGUUGGAAACUUCCCUAGAUGUGCACCAAUAUCUUGGCUUGACGUUACAGAAUGUUAUAUUAAUGAUGUUAAGGAAUAUGAAAGUUGUUAUUAUAAAUUGUAAAUAUUUGUUAUUGUGAUGUAAAUAUUAUUGUAUAUAUUGAGGUGUAUAUUUAUUUCUCUCUUUUGUUUAUGCAAUCUUUGCUUGACAAUAAAAUCAAGUAUUAUUUUAAUUUAGUAAGUCAAUGUUAUUUUGACUGUAUAUUUUGUUAUUCCUAUAUACAUAUUAGGGAACCCCAGACUUCAUCGUUUUAGAGGAAUUCCUCUAUUUUUCUGGCCGUUUUUUUAUUUUCAAAUAAAACCUUUUAAAAUUUUAGGAAUGAAAAGAUUUCUGUAUUGACUUCCAAAGCAUAUUAAAAUGGUAAAAUCUCCCCCUAUUCCUCACAUGAGAGUCUGUAAGCUCUCUUUACCUUUAGCAUAUAUUUUCCAUUUCCUCAAUAUUUUUCGUUCCUCACUGGGAUCCCUGACAUAUACAGAUAUAGAGGUGUAUAGAAAGUUAAUUUAUUGGUAAAAACUGCAGUGGAAUCUCUGUUUAUUAUUAACUGUAAUCAAAAUGUGAUAAUAAAAGACUAAGCUG
Lottia gigantea (owl limpet) is the source of this 1473-nucleotide messenger RNA. RefSeq lists its product as hypothetical. Gene Ontology annotation, biological process: retrograde transport, endosome to Golgi; regulation of retrograde vesicle-mediated transport, Golgi to ER. Lineage: Eukaryota; Metazoa; Mollusca; Gastropoda; Lottiidae. Gene Ontology annotation, cellular component: SNARE complex; Golgi trans cisterna. Gene Ontology annotation, molecular function: SNAP receptor activity. The transcript has 5 exons. Bases 4 to 336 code for a protein of 110 amino acids. The record is from RefSeq and is a predicted model, not a curated record.